Molecule: messenger RNA, 945 nt
Organism: Gossypium raimondii (Peruvian cotton)
Lineage: Eukaryota; Viridiplantae; Streptophyta; Magnoliopsida; Malvales; Malvaceae
Product: chitinase 2
Exons: 1
Coding region: 1-921 (306 amino acids)
Biological process (GO): carbohydrate metabolic process
Molecular function (GO): hydrolase activity, hydrolyzing O-glycosyl compounds
Source: RefSeq, a predicted model, not a curated record
AUGGAGUCGUCUAAGCUUCUCAUUGCCCUUUUCGUUUUCCAAGUUUUCUUCCCUUGCCAUAUGUCAAUCCAAGCAGCUCCCGAGAACUCGGACCUUUUCCGAGAAUACAUAGGAGCUGAAUUCAACAACGUUAAAUUCACUGAUGUUCCCAUUGAUUCAAACGUUGAAUUCCACUUCAUUCUUUCAUUUGCCAUAGACUAUGACAGCACCUCAGGUUCUCCUUCUCCAACAAAUGGGAAGUUCAAUGUCUUUUGGGACUCUGAUAACCUCAGUCCUUCCCAAGUUUCUUCCAUCAAGAGCACCCAUUCAAAUAUUAAAGUAGCUUUGAGCUUAGGAGGGGACAGUGUGGGAGAUAGCUAUGCUUACUUCGACCCUUCCUCUGUAGAUUCUUGGGUUUCUAAUGCAGUUUCUUCACUCACAGAUAUCAUCCAAGAGUACCACUUGGAUGGGAUUGAUAUUGACUAUGAGCACUUCAAUGCUGACCCUGACACCUUCGCUGAGUGCAUUGGGAAACUCGUAAAAACCCUCAAGGAUAAUGGAGUGAUCUCUUUCGCUUCCAUAGCUCCAUUUGACGAUGAUGAUGUUCAAAGUCAUUACAAGGCCUUGUGGCAAAGCUAUGGUGACCUCAUAGACUAUGUCAACUUCCAGUUUUACGCCUAUGAUCAAGGAACAACGGUCUCUCAGUUCAUCAGUUACUUCAACACCCAAAGCUCUAACUAUAAUGGUGGUAAGGUUUUAGCCAGCUUUAUAAGCGACGGCAGCGGUGGCUUGACACCGGAAAACGGCUUCUUUACUGCCUGCAGUAGGCUGAGGAGUGAGAACAAACUCCAUGGGAUAUUUGUUUGGUCUGCAGAUGACUCUAAGAGAAAUGGUUUCCGCUAUGAAAAGCAAUCACAAGCUCUACUCGCAAUGUCCCACUAGUAUUUCUCUGUUAUCUAACGCACU